Molecule: messenger RNA, 2742 nt
Organism: Labrus bergylta (ballan wrasse)
Lineage: Eukaryota; Metazoa; Chordata; Actinopteri; Labriformes; Labridae
Product: sodium- and chloride-dependent GABA transporter 2
Biological process (GO): sodium ion transmembrane transport
Cellular component (GO): plasma membrane
Molecular function (GO): gamma-aminobutyric acid:sodium:chloride symporter activity
Source: RefSeq, a predicted model, not a curated record
CUUGGUCUGCCUAGAGACGAGAGUUAUACACAGGAGAUCAGAGUGACACUGCAAUGAAAGGAGACGCUGCCAAAGCAGGCCUCCCGAAUGGCACCAGACAAGCAAAGGACCUUCUGCCCACCUCGGAGGAGAAGAUGGAGGAGCGGGGCCAGUGGGGGAACAAGGUGGAGUUCAUUUUGUCAGUCGCCGGCUCCAUCAUCGGCCUGGGAAACAUGUGGCGCUUCCCUUAUCUCUGCUACAAGAACGGAGGAGGUGCAUUCCUCAUCCCCUACAUGAUCUUCCUGUUCACCUGUGGCGUUCCUGUAUUCUUCCUGGAGACGGCACUGGGCCAGUACACCAGCGAGGGAGGCGUCACCUGCUGGAGGAAGAUCAGCCCCUUGUUUGAAGGGCUUGGCUAUGGCACACAGGUGAUAGUGACUCUGUUGAACUUCUACUACAUCAUCGUUCUGGCCUGGGGGAUUUUCUACCUGUCUUUCUCCUUCUCCUGGGACCUGGCCUGGUCCUCCUGCAACAACACAUGGAACACAGAAAAUUGUGUGGAGUUCCAGAGGAGAAACACCUCAUUCAACCAAACAAUCAACCUAAAUGCCACCUCUCCUGUCAUGGAGUUCUGGGAGAGACGAGCGCUGAGGAUUUCCCCGGGCAUUGACCACAUGGGAUCUCUGAACUGGGACCUGGCCCUUUGUCUGUUCAUAGCCUGGGUCAUGUGCUACUUCUGCAUCUGGAAGGGGACGAAAUCAACGGGAAAGGUGGUCUACUUCACUGCAACCUUCCCCUAUAUAAUGCUGAUAGUGCUGUUGAUCAGAGGGCUCACCCUACCUGGGGCUGCGAUCGGCAUCAAGUUCUACCUUUACCCAGACCUGGGACGACUUGCCGACCCACAGGUGUGGAUGGAUGCCGGCACGCAGAUCUUCUUCUCUUAUGCUAUCUGUUUGGGGUCGCUGACUGCUCUGGGAAGCUACAACAAGUACAACAAUAACUGCUACAGGGAUUGUCUGUCUCUGUGCUGUCUGAACAGCGGCACCAGUUUUGUGGCUGGCUUUGCAAUCUUCUCCAUCCUGGGUUUCAUGGCCUACGAGCAGAAUGUUCCCAUCUCAGAAGUGGCAGAAUCUGGUCCUGGUCUGGCCUUCAUAGCGUACCCCCGUGCUGUAUCCAUGAUGCCUUUCUCUCCUCUGUGGGCCGCGCUCUUCUUCAUCAUGAUUGUUUUCCUUGGGUUGGACAGUCAGUUUGUGUGCGUCGAGAGCCUUGUGACAGCGAUAGUCGACAUGUACCCUGCUGUGUUCCGACGUAAAAACCGUAGGGAGCUCUUCCUGUUAGGGGUCAGCUUCGUCUCUUUCUUGAUGGGCCUCAUCAUGCUGAUGGAGGGGGGCAUGUAUGUCUUCCAGCUCUUUGAUUACUAUGCUGCCAGUGGCAUGUGUCUUCUCUUCAUGGCCAUCUUUGAGACUGUCUGCAUUGCAUGGGUCUAUGGUGCUGAUCGCUUUUAUGAUAACAUUGAGGACAUGAUUGGUUACCGACCUGGACCGUAUAUCAAGUACUGUUGGAUGUUUUUGACCCCAGCGACAUGCGUUGCUACAUUUGCAUUCUCCCUUAUCAAAUAUACUCCCCUGAAGUAUAAUAAUGAGUAUGUGUACCCGUGGUGGGGCUACGUCAUUGGCUGGCUGCUUGCUCUCUCCUCCAUGAUCUGCAUCCCGCUUUGGAUGUUGUACAAACUCAGCACCACCCAGGGGACUCUCAGAGAGCGCAUCCAGCUGCUCACCACACCCUCUGACAGCUUACCCAAAACCAAAAGGGAGCAGGAGAGGUCACUGGCCAUCUUCACUCCUGAAGUAGAGCCCCUGAAUAGAAACGGCUACUAUCCUGUGUCAGAGAAAGACUCCAACUUAUGAGGCUCCAGCGAUGAUGUGUAUGGAAAAGACUUGUUUUUGUCUGGGGGGUUUCCAUUGUUGACUUGCUGCACACUUGCCCCAUCACAUAGACAGCAGGCAAAGAAACAACAAAGUGUCACAUAAUCUGUAAUAAAGACAAGAGGUAUUCAGGAGACAAAGGGCCUACUGUGUGUUGGGUUUUGCCACACAUGACGUGCACUUCAGGGAUGGCAGUAAAAUGAUGAGAGGAGGAUAAAGACAAGAAAUCUAAACUCCCUUCAUUGUUCAUCUUUUUGGAUUACUUAGAAGUUUUAAGGAACACACAUGUAUUUUUUCAGGGACAAAGGGUAUUUUCCUUAAAAACAAUAAAAACAUCGGCCAUCAUGGUCAGCCUUUUAACAGCUUUGUUCUGAGAAAGUGUAACCUUUUUAUAAUGUAACUCUGGAUGAGGGCAUUCAAGAGACAGACACAGGUUCAGACAAAAGUUUGAAGCUACAUCCUGUUUUUUUCUUAGUAAGGAUAUGUUUUGUGCAAAUAUCAGUUUGGGAGUAAAAUGGGUAAACAGGUUUAACAUUUGUUACCAUUUAAAAGUGUGCUAUGACUUUUUUAGUCACCAUUGUAUCAUAUAUCUUCAUUACUGAUUGGGGAAAUGUUCCCUUAUUUUAUUGUCAAUAAAUACAAAGACUUUCAAUGUAUUUUUUUUUAGCCAAUGAUCUGUGUAAUGAAAAGAUAUGAGUUGUCAGUAAAAUUCUAAUGCUGUAGCACUACAAUAGCUGACAUAUACAUUGUAAUUUCAUAUUUUCUACUGUAAAAAAACAUGACUGUACAAAGAAAUUUGAAUCUUGUGAAUGUGUUUUUAAAUAAACAUGGAAAAUUU